This is a messenger RNA of Pistacia vera, 781 nucleotides long. Its product is annotated as protein PLANT CADMIUM RESISTANCE 10. The record is from RefSeq and is a predicted model, not a curated record. NCBI's taxonomy places the organism in Eukaryota, Viridiplantae, Streptophyta, Magnoliopsida, Sapindales, Anacardiaceae. The transcript is spliced from 4 exons. The coding region runs from base 133 to 702 and encodes 189 amino acids.
GGAGUUUUUUAUUUACGAGUUGUGGUAAGAACUCUGAGAGUGUGUUUCUGCAGCGUCUUGGAGCAGAAGAACAUUACUGAAGCAUUUGAAGAAAAUUGUGAUUAUACGAAUCGGUUUUGCUAGUUGAAAAAGAUGAAAAGCCAAAGUGGUUAUGUGCCGCCUCCUUAUAUUCCAUUGGGACAGUCAGAUUCAGAGGCUGAGAUUGUUCCACGCAAAGAAGAGCUUGCGGUUCCUCAUCACCCGGCUGAUGGACCAGUGCAGUGGUCGUCUGGGAUCUGUGCUUGUUGCGAUGAUAUGCAGAGCUGUUGUUUAGGUCUAUUCUGCCCUUGGUUUGUGUUUGGAAAGAAUGCAGAGUUCUUGGGUUCAGGAACUUUUGCUGGAUCAUGCAUGACCCAUUUUAUUUUGUGGGCUUUUGUCAGAACUAUAUGUUGUUUGUUGACUGAUGGCAUUUUGUUGGGGUUGCCUGGAUGCUUUGUUGCAUGUUAUGCUUGUGGCUACCGCAGGGCACUACGGGCAAAGUAUAAUCUGCAGGAAGCACCAUGUGGAGACUUUGUUACACAUUUCUUCUGCCAUUUGUGUGCCAUUUGUCAAGAAUACAGGGAGAUUCACGAAAGAUCUGGUGAUUCCAAUCCCCCCGAUCUCAAGUUAGCUGUAGUCACAGCUCCGCCGACACAGACAAUGGAGUCAACUUCUGAGCAAUAGUACAGCUGUGUUGAUGCCUAAACUGGGACCAGAACCUCUUCUGGAUUGUACGCAGUUUGUGAUGGCCUCUACCAGAUUA